AUGCUGGCUUGCUUGGCCAGAGGGAAUUUGCUGGAUAUUCUUCAGGAGGGCUUCACGGAGCAACAACUACAGGCAUAUGUGGCCUGGGUGAAUUCCCAGCUGAAGAAGAAGCCAGCAAUAAAGCCAGUCCAAGACCUGAGACGAGAUCUCCAAGACGGAGUCAUUCUUGCUUUGCUUAUUGAGAUUGUAGCUGGUGAGAAGUUGGAUGGCAUUCAGGUCAACCCUAUCAGCCAGCAGGAGAUGAAGGAAAAUGUGGAGAAGGUCCUACAGUUUGUGGCAUCAAAAAAGAUCCGCAUGCAUCAGACAUCAGCAAAAGAUAUUGUUGAUGGGAACUUGAAAUCUAUCAUGAGGUUGAUCCUGGCCUUAGCUGCUCAUUUCAAACCAGGCUCUGGGAGACCGAUGAAUCAUGGCUCUGCUGGCACGGUGGGGAAGAGCUUGUCUGCGUCGUCUGCCAGUUACAGGCCUCGCUCAGCGGCCGCAGUGGCCCAAGGGGCUGUGGCUGCUCUGGCCGAUGUUCGUCAAGAUGUCUUGCAAUCCGGCCGAGAUGUGUUCCGGCACCGACAGAGAAAUAGCAGCAUGGAUGAGGAGAUUGAAAACCCCUAUUGGAGCGUCCGGGCACUGGUGCAGCAGUAUGAAGGGCAGCAGAACAUGCCAUUGGGGUCCCACUCUUCCAGUCUUGCAUCACCCAGUCCUAUCCAUAGUGUGAAGAGUGAAUCCACUGUAGCUCCAUCAGAGGAGAAGGAAAGACUUGUGGUCAUCCGCACUGAAGAAGCAGAAACUAAAACAGAAGAGACAGAAUCUCAUUUACAGCCUGAGCGGCAAGCAGGGAACCCUGAGUCAUAUUUGGAGAAUUCAUGGGAGGAGCAGCUUUUGGAACAACAGGACCAUUUGGAAAAAGAAAUGGAGGAAGCAAAGAAGAUGAUUUCAGGUUUGCAGGCUUUGUUACUCAAUGGGUCUUUACCUGAGGAUGAGCAGGAAGGAUCCUUUGAACUUUGCGAACAUGGAGCCUGCCCUGAAGAGCAGCUGAUCAUAAUCCGAAGUCGCCUGGACCAGAGUGUGGAAGAAAAUCAAGACCUAAAGAAGGAGAUAUUGAAAUACAAACAAGAAGCUCGAAACCUACAGGGAAUAAAG
Molecule: messenger RNA, 1131 nt
Organism: Apaloderma vittatum (bar-tailed trogon)
Lineage: Eukaryota; Metazoa; Chordata; Aves; Trogoniformes; Trogonidae
Product: dixin-like
Exons: 10
Biological process (GO): canonical Wnt signaling pathway
Cellular component (GO): cytosol
Molecular function (GO): protein binding
Source: RefSeq, a predicted model, not a curated record